This is a messenger RNA of Torulaspora delbrueckii, 1203 nucleotides long. It is a transcript of the gene KTR3, whose product is annotated as mannosyltransferase KTR3. Gene Ontology annotation, biological process: protein O-linked glycosylation; protein N-linked glycosylation; cell wall mannoprotein biosynthetic process. The coding region runs from base 1 to 1203 and encodes 400 amino acids. Lineage: Eukaryota; Fungi; Ascomycota; Saccharomycetes; Saccharomycetales; Saccharomycetaceae. Gene Ontology annotation, molecular function: alpha-1,2-mannosyltransferase activity. The transcript has a single exon. Gene Ontology annotation, cellular component: membrane; Golgi apparatus. The record is from RefSeq and is a predicted model, not a curated record.
AUGGCCACCCAAAAGAAGAAGCUAAUGCCCAAGUCGGCACUCUUGGUGAAAAAAUACAAGCGUGGGAUUAGACUGUCAUUUGCAGCAUUAGUGGUCGUUAUUACAUUGUUAUUUGUGACGUAUAGUCCCUCGAAUAGCAGUAGCGGAAGCAUUGUUUCAAAGAAAGCUAGUGGCGAAUACCUAUAUCCAUUUACUGAUAUAUCUCAAGGCGUACAUCAUCCAAAGGACGAUGGGAAGAGGGAAAAGGCAGUCAUGGUGACUUUGGCCAGAAACAGUGAUUUAUGGAGUUUGGUACUCUCGAUCAGACACGUCGAAGAUCGUUUCAAUCAUAGAUAUAAUUACGAUUGGGUUUUCCUGAACGAUGGUGAUUUCACGGAUGAGUUUAAGAGAGUAACCACUGCACUCGUGUCUGGUGAAGCUAAAUAUGGGAAAAUCCCCAAGGAACAUUGGUCCGUGCCAUCCUGGAUUGAUGAAGAUAAAUUCGAAUCUGCUAGACAAAAAAUGAUUCAGGAUGAUAUCAUCUAUGGUGGUUCCGUUCCAUACAGACAUAUGUGCCGUUUUAACUCCGGUUUCUUUUAUAGACAUCCAUUGUUAAAGGACUAUGAAUGGUACUGGAGAGUUGACACGGAUAUCACAGUGUUUUGUGACAUCCAGUAUGAUAUCUUUAAAUUCUUGAGGGAAAACAACAAGAAGUAUGGGUUCAUAUUAUCAGUUUCUGAAUACGAGGCUACCAUUCCUACUUUAUGGCAAACGACCAAGGAUUUUAUGAAGGAGUAUCCGCAGUAUAUUCACAAAAACAACUUGAUGAAGUUCAUCUCCAACGAUGGUAGUGAGACUUACAACAUGUGUCACUUUUGGUCCAAUUUCGAAGUUGGUUCCCUUGAAUUUUGGAGAUCUCCAGCUUUCUCUGAAUACUUUAAUUUCUUGGAUAAGCGUGGUGGGUUCUUCUACGAGCGUUGGGGUGACGCGCCUGUACAUUCUAUCGCAGCUUCUUUGUUGCUUGAUAAGUCAGAAAUUCAUUUUUUCGAUGGGUUGGGAUUCCAUCAUCCAGACUUCACCUCAUGCCCGGUGGAAGAGAAGAUCAGAUUACAGAACAAGUGCGUAUGUAACCCUUCCAAGGAUAAUACAUGGGGUGACUUCUACUUCUGCACCAGGAAGUACUUCAGCGCCGCUGGUUAUUCCAUGCCACCAAGCAUUGUAUAA